Messenger RNA from Bacidia gigantensis, 1299 nucleotides. RefSeq lists its product as uncharacterized. Gene Ontology annotation, molecular function: DNA binding. Gene Ontology annotation, cellular component: nucleus. The transcript has a single exon. Bases 1 to 1299 code for a protein of 432 amino acids. Gene Ontology annotation, biological process: regulation of DNA-templated transcription; aflatoxin biosynthetic process. NCBI's taxonomy places the organism in Eukaryota, Fungi, Ascomycota, Lecanoromycetes, Lecanorales, Ramalinaceae. The record is from RefSeq and is a predicted model, not a curated record.
AUGGCAGACGCAACCUUCGAUCCAUUCUUUGCUCACUUCACUUCAGGAGCAGACCCUAUUGAGGUGGGGCAACCCCACUCACGGUCAGGGUCCUUAACGGUCUCGCCUAAGGACACUUUCACAAUGCCGCAGGCGAAGACAUCUACCGAUACAAACGUGUCACCCAGCAAUUCUUUGAAUCAAUCUUCGGGCUUCUUACCAUUCGCCACCGGUGUAGAGCCAUCAGACUUCUGGAACCAGGUCGUCGCUGAUCCGUUGGCUCCGAGCAGUCUAAAUUCAGGUUAUGGUACGGUGGGGGAGAAACAAUCUCUAGGCUUUGCACGAGAGCUCGGCAACAGUGCCAGCGACAAUUCCCAUCCUCACUGGGCGCCGCCAGUCUCGGCUGCUGAUUUUGGUACGGCCUUCAACACGGGUUUUGACUUCGACGCUAUGUGUAAAUCAUUCACGCCGUCAGCCUUGUUUGCGAGUAUGUCGACCAACCCCUUCGACAAGGCAUUCAGACAGGAUGCUGUAUCUCUUUCACCGAAGGAGGACUUCUUCUCUGCUGCUAGCGAUGCAAGUGGCAGUAUCCAUUCCCCAGUUCCUGAUGUUGUGCAGGACGAUGUACCUCGCACUGUGUCUAGGAAACGGAAGUGGAGUAGCUGCUCAGAUCAAAAGAGAACCUGCAUGACGUCGGCUCUGAAGAUACUUCAAGCUCUCCAUGUGCCGCCGCCGGCAUGUUUGUCGACCCAUGAUGAAGAAUCCAUGCCUCAUCAACCCAGAAUGAUCGACUCAGUGCUUUCGACAAAUAAGGAAGUCAUCGAGUCAGUUGCUGAGAUCGCCAAAUGCACAUGUUCUUCGAGCUCUCAGUUGCAACUCCUCCUGGCCAUCAUCUGUGGCAAGCUCAUAUCGUGGUAUCGAGCCAUCAUUCGGAACUACCAGCCAACCAAAGCAUCGACGACAGAGUCAACGCUUAAUAGUGGUGAGGAUAGUGAAGACGGAAUAGAACGUGUACUCCAUCAGCCUGUCACAAUGGGUGGAUAUUCGUGUGACCUCGAACUCGAGAGUAAAAUUCGGGCGCAGGUCGUUUUCAGCGAGCUGCAACAUCUUGAGAUUUUGAUUGAGACCAUCUCGAAAGGUAAACAAGAUUCAGGUGAGGUUGCUUCUCCAGGGAAAGCACACUCCACACGCCUUCCGUCGAAGGAGUCGGGGUUGGGAGAUGCCGUGCAAAAGAGCCUGAGUUCGUUUCUCCAAGGUCAAUUAGAGGCUGCGAAGGCAGACACAACCCCAGUGCUCAAAGGUAUUCGUGUUCCAGCCUGA